UUACAAUCAAGUACAUAGUUAAUUUAGUAUUAUUUGAGACUCCAUUGGAAGCCAAGAAGAGCAAGCUUCUAUUAUGAACGCACACGCAAGUGAGUACGAGUUACAAAGAUUAAAGAAUAUCAAUGAGAACAAGAAAAUACUUGAAAGUCUGGGGCUUGACAAGUUUGAGUCUUUCACUCCAAGACCAAUAAUAAAGAGGCCAUUACAGACUAAGGGUGUGAAGAGGAAGAGAGAACAGGCAAAAGAUAAAGGUUCAAAAGCUGAUGAGGAAUUCAGUUUUGUGGAUAAAGAUAUCAGAUAUCGACUCAGAUCAUCACGCAGAAUUAGAGGACAGGAACCAAGCAAUCAGGACUUAAAGAAUUACAGUUUUGAUGAUAGUGAUUAUGAUACCCAGGAAUACAGGAAGCCUUUAAGAGUACCAAAAAAUAGAGAAAAUGUCUUUGGAGAGAUUCCAGGUUGUCCUGUGGGAACCUCCUGGGAUUCAAGACUCGCUUGCUGUAUUGAUGGUGUACAUCGGCCAACAGUAGCUGGUAUUCAUGGGAGCGAUGAAGGAUGCUACUCUCUUGCUCUGUCUGGGGGAUAUGAAGAUGACCUUGACUAUGGAGUCUGUUUUACAUACACUGGAGAAGGUGGAAGAGAUUUGAAAGGCACAAAAGCUAAUCCAAAGAACUUGCGUACUGCUCCUCAAUCCAAAGAUCAGUGUCUGUCCAGAGGAAAUUUAGCAUUAAGCAGGAGUGUUGAAAGUGGGAAACCUGUGCGUGUUAUCAGAGGAUACAAGCUAAACAGCCUCUAUGCUCCAGAAGAAGGAUACAGAUAUGAUGGACUUUACCGAGUUGUUAAAUAUUGGCAAGCCUGUGGAUUAAGCGGCUUUAUGGUUUAUAAAUUUGCCCUUAAAAGAUGCGAAGGACAAGCCCCGCCUCCUUGGGAACAAACAAGUGAAGACUCCGGAUCAGACAUCAGUGACUCUAUAAAUGGCUCUAUUAACUGAGCUUUUGGUUAUCUUUAACUUAUAUUUAGGAAGUUUUUUUUAGUCAGUGGAGAUGUUCAAAAUUUACUCUUUUUAUACGCUUUCAAUAUUUCUAAAUAUCCAGGAUUUAUCGUUGACAUGCCAGUAAAUGGA
Pocillopora verrucosa is the source of this 1120-nucleotide messenger RNA. RefSeq lists its product as uncharacterized. NCBI's taxonomy places the organism in Eukaryota, Metazoa, Cnidaria, Anthozoa, Scleractinia, Pocilloporidae. Gene Ontology annotation, biological process: protein ubiquitination; negative regulation of gene expression via chromosomal CpG island methylation. The record is from RefSeq and is a predicted model, not a curated record. Gene Ontology annotation, molecular function: ubiquitin protein ligase activity.